Molecule: messenger RNA, 1461 nt
Organism: Neopsephotus bourkii (Bourke's parrot)
Lineage: Eukaryota; Metazoa; Chordata; Aves; Psittaciformes; Psittacidae
Gene: MRPL3
Product: mitochondrial ribosomal protein L3
Exons: 9
Coding region: 63-980 (305 amino acids)
Biological process (GO): translation
Cellular component (GO): ribosome; mitochondrial large ribosomal subunit
Molecular function (GO): structural constituent of ribosome
Source: RefSeq, a predicted model, not a curated record
AAGACACUUAACACUUUUUUCCACCACUGCAAAGGGGGCAGCUGGGCCUUAUAGUGAGGCACAUGGACAGUGCAACGUGGUGGCAUGAGCAUCUUUCUGAAGAGAACGUCGAGUUCCUCAAGAAGUCAGCUGCGGAGGAAUACAAAGCUCAGACAGCCAGCAAGCUGUGCCCUCUGAAAGAUGAGCCUUGGCCAGUGAAUGAAUGGAAACCAGGUUCCAUCAGAGUUGGUGUUAUUGCAGUAAAACUGGGAAUGAUGCCAAUAUGGACCAAGUCAGGAAAAAAACAUGCUGUCACACUGCUUAAGGUGCAAGAUUGUCAUGUUUUAAGAUACAUUUCAAAAGAAGAGUCGGGUAAAAAAACAUCUCAGCUGAUUGUUGGAGGCAAAAACGUAUCUCCUUUUUCUAAAUCAGAGGAUACAAUGGAAAUUUUUAAAGAAGCUGGAGUACCACGGAAGCAGAAAGUGUCAGUGUUUAAUGUAACAGAUGAUGCCAUCAUUAAACCAGGUACUCCCUUGUAUGCCGCUCACUUCCGCCCCGGGCAGUUCGUGGAUGUUACUGCAAAAACAAUUGGUAAAGGAUUUCAAGGUGUCAUGAAAAGAUGGGGAUUUAAAGGUCAGCCUGCAAGCCACGGCCAGACAAAAACUCACAGGCGUCCUGGAGCACUGUCUACCAAUAAAGCUUCCAAAGUUUAUCGUGGAAAGAAAAUGCCUGGUAAAAUGGGUAACAUCUAUAGGACAUCUUUGGGAUUAAAGGUGUGGAGGAUCAACACCAAACAUGACAUUAUUUAUGUAAAUGGGUCUGUUCCAGGUCACACCAGUUGUCUGGUGAAGGUCAGAGACAGCAAAUUGCCUACUUGCAAGGACCACAAUAAAAACCCUCCGUUCCCCACGUUUUUUGCUGAUGGAGAUGAACAGCUACCAGAAGACUUGUAUGAUGAGGAGGUUUUCCAGUUCAAGGAUCCAUCUGUCACAUAUGCGUAACGUUCUUUAUGUAGUUGAAAACACCGUUCUGUUACUAUCAUGAACUUUGCAGUGCUGUAUAAAAGUAAACCUCUGAAUUGCAAUUUGGCUGACUGACUUGAACACCUUCUUGCCAUUUUGGUCAGGUAAUACGUUUCACCGGUGUCAAUUUUGAACCUGUAUUUAAAGCAGCAGGAGAGUCUGAGGGGUAGGUUGUAAAGCACACCAAAAAGUGGUCUUCAGUGAUCUUCUGUCCUCUGUCUCAGGCUGUGAAAACUUCCACUUUACUGAAAGGGCUGUUCUGAAGAUGGUUCCAUUGAGUCUUCUGAAUGCUACAAACUCAGUUUCUCUUUUGUUUUCUUUUUUGUGGAAAGUAUUCUGGCCAACUCUGAUCCCUCAAGAAAACUUCCAAAUCUGCCUUGGCAUCUGGGGAUGGGGAGGAAAUCAAACAGAAUUAUGAAGAACAGUCCAAAAUAAAGCAUAUGAAAUGUGUUGCUCUUUA